Molecule: messenger RNA, 201 nt
Organism: Adineta ricciae
Lineage: Eukaryota; Metazoa; Rotifera; Eurotatoria; Adinetida; Adinetidae
Source: the annotation of a GenBank genome assembly
AUGAAAACGAAGAAAUUAAGUUCAACAGCUCAGUCGGAUGCCGUAGAAGCGACAUUUAUCUGCAUUGGUCUUGGUCAACACACUCCAAUUCCGAUGCAGUUUUGGAAAAUGCAAGGUAUCUGGCAGUAUCAACUGGGUAUCACAAAGUUGACCAAAGUAAAUUUCUUCGGUUUUAUUACUAGAAAAAAAAAGCGUAGUUAG